AUGGCUGCUACUCUGCCCGCUACUGUCUUUCUCGUCUGCUGUCUUCUGUUCUCGCGCCUCAUUCUGCGGUCCAGACCAUGGCUUGCUGAGAACACACUGUCUUUUCGCCUUGCAACCUCUCUGCGCUAUCCUGAGCCAUUUUCGGGGUCUGUUCUGACGCUGUGGGUUUACAGCGUCUGGCUACCCCACAUCUUGACUCUGCUUCUGCUGCAACGUCAAUGCACAGCCAAACAGGCUCUGCCCGUCUCACCGGCGUCGCUUCUCCAGAACCUGUGCGAAAGUGCUCUUCAUUUGAAUGAAAGACCAUGUGAGACUGCCCCGCCGCCUUGA
Messenger RNA from Ustilago hordei, 330 nucleotides. RefSeq lists its product as uncharacterized. The transcript has a single exon. NCBI's taxonomy places the organism in Eukaryota, Fungi, Basidiomycota, Ustilaginomycetes, Ustilaginales, Ustilaginaceae. The coding region runs from base 1 to 330 and encodes 109 amino acids. The record is from RefSeq and is a predicted model, not a curated record.